This is a messenger RNA of Ixodes scapularis (black-legged tick), 912 nucleotides long. RefSeq names its product neuron navigator 2-like. Gene Ontology annotation, biological process: nervous system development; neurogenesis. The coding region runs from base 73 to 912 and encodes 279 amino acids. The record is from RefSeq and is a predicted model, not a curated record. The transcript is spliced from 8 exons. NCBI's taxonomy places the organism in Eukaryota, Metazoa, Arthropoda, Arachnida, Ixodida, Ixodidae. Gene Ontology annotation, molecular function: protein binding.
GACGACGGCGCGAAGAUGGAUUAACGAUGGAUUAACGCCGGUUGGAUUAUCGGCGAGGGGUUAGCGACGGGCAUGGCGUGCUUGCGGAGCGAAGGGUCGAGAGAGAACGUCAGUCUGGCACCGGCGGCACCGGCGGCGGUGGCUCCACAGCAACGCUCAAUUGUUCAGAUCUACACGGACUGGGCAAACCACUACCUGGAGCGAGGGCGCUACAAGCGCUACAUCCAGGACCUCCAAUCCGACGUCUGCGACGGUGUCUUGUUGGCUGACGUCAUCGACGCCGUCGGGGGUGCCAGAGUUCCUGAUAUCAACCGGAAGCCAAAGUCAAACAGCCAAAUGUUGGAUAACAUCAACGCCUGCCUUACGUACCUCGGCGCUCUCGGUGUCUGCGUCGAAGGUGUGACAGCCAAAGACAUCCGCGAGGGCAACCUGAAGACCAUCCUGGGCCUAUUCUUCACCCUGUCCCGGUACAAGCAAGCCCAAAAGGCGGCGGCAGCCGCUUCGUCCAGGUCGCCCCAGGUGACUACGCCGCCCGGGCCGACCCCGUACGGCUGUCCCGGUCCCGGGAUGCCCUGCCACAGGAUGCCAGACCUCAUGGCGACCUCGGUGCCCAACAGCCAUUCAAAGUUACCCUCGCUGCACAGCUCCAAGCCUCGCAGCAAGGAUGUGUUCAGUGCUAUACCCGCGCCCUGUGGAACAUUGCAACGAAGGACUUCCGGUGGUGGUGAUAAUAAGACGUCCUCGUCGUCCAAGACUCCGUCCUCUAGUCCCUGCCCCGUCUCCAACCACGUCAUCAACGCAAAUGGUGCUGUUGAUUCUCUGGGCAACCGUGUGUCAGCUUCCGCAUCGUUUGAGAAAAGAGAGCGACGCGAUGUCACGACGGCCUUACGACACCAUCUUGGAGUUGCGUAA